CACCUACUGUAAACCACACCAACAGCAGCCUGAGAAGCAGGAAGCUCCUCCCACUCUCACAAAUAAAAGCAAUUGUAAAUGAAAACAAAAACUAAUUCAAUCAGUGUUCUUUGGAAAAUGGCAAAAGCCAAUGUCACACUGGAUCAGAAUGAGUUCACCUGUCCAAUCUGUCUGGAUCUACAAAAGGAUCCAGUGACUACAGCCUGUGGACACAGUUACUGUAUGAGCUGCAUUAAGAGCUGCUGGGAUCAGGAGGAUCAUCUUGGAGUUUACAGCUGCCCCCAGUGCAGACAGACCUUCACACCCAGACCGGUUUUGAAGAGAAACACCAUACUGGCUGAAGUGGUGGAGAAACUGAAGAAGACUGGACUACAAGAAGCUACUCCUGCUGACCAUUAUGCUGGACCUGGAGAUGUGGAGUGUGACGUCUGUACUGGGAGAAAACGCAAAGCUGCCAAGUCCUGCCUCGUGUGUCUGGCCUCUUACUGUGAAACUCACCUCCAGCCUCACUAUGAGUCUCCAGCUUUUAAGAAGCACAAGCUGACUGAUGCCACUAGACAUCUGCAGGACAAGCUCUGUUCCCAGCAUGACAAACCCCUGGAGGUCUACUGCCGUACCGACCAGCAGUGUAUCUGUUAUCCCUGUACGAUGGAUGAACACAGAGGCCAUGAUACAGUCUCAGCUGCUGCAGGAAGGACGGAGAUACAGAAACAAAUGGGAGAAACACAGAAGGAAUUUCAGCAGAUAAUUCAGAUGAGAGAGAAGGACCUGCAGGAGCUGAGAGAGACUGUGGGCUCAUUCAGAAGCUCAGCACAGUCAGCAGUAGAGAACAGUGAGAGGAUCUUCACUGAGAUGAUCCGCUCCAUUGAGAGAAGACACUCUCAGGUGACAAAGCUGAUCAGAGAUCAGGAGAAGGCUGCAGUGAGUCAGGUUGAAGGACACAUGAAGAGACUGAAGCAGGAUAUUGAUGAACUGAAGUGGAGACACUCUGAGCUGGAGCAGCUUUCACACACAGAGGAUCACAUCCAUUUCCUCCAGAGGUGCCAGAGUUUUCCUGUUGUCCCUGACGCUGGAUUUGGACCCAGAAUCUUUGUCUAUCCAUACUGCUCUUUUGAGAACGUGAGGAAGGUGGUUUCUGAACUGAAGGAUCAACUGGAAAAUGUUUGCGAAAAGAAAACAGCAGAGAUCCAUCACACAGUUACCAAAGACACCGUCCUACCAGUAUUAGUGCCCAGGACCAGAGCAGAAUUCUUACAAUACUCCUGCCAGCUGACGCUGGACCCCAACACAGCAAACAGGUUCCUGUCUCUGUCAGAGGGGAACAGGAAGGUGACACGGGGGGCAGAGCAGCCAUAUCCUGAUCAUCCAGAGAGAUUUGACAGCUGGUGGUGCCAAGUUCUGUGCAGAGAGAAUCUGACUGGUCGCUGUUACUGGGAGGCUGAGUGGAGUGGAUAUGGAGUCUGGAUAGGAGUGACUUAUAAAGGAAUUGGGAGGAAAGAAGGGAGGGAUGACUGUGAGCUUGGAGCCAAUGACAAGUCAUGGAUGCUGUGCUGCUCUCCUGACAGUUACUCUGUCCGGCACAAUAAUAAACAGACUGACAUACCCAUAGAGCCCUCAGACUCCCGCAGAGUAGGAGUGUAUCUGAACCAGGCGGCUGGAACUCUGUCCUUCUACAGGGUCUCCUCUGAUGGACUGACCCUCCUGUACAGCUUCACCUCCUCAUUCACUGAACCCCUCUAUCCAGGGUUUCAUGUUUUGUUAUUCUCCCCCGUGUCCCUGUGCAUGCUGGGAUAGCUCACUGUGUGCUGGAGGAAUCAUUUUUACCUCAGAGUGUCACAUGUCGCUGCUUCUCCGCGGCAAAAAGGUAAAAUCUCUGCUUUUUAACCAGUAUAACCCUUUUUACUCUGAAGUGUGACGUAUGUUAGACAAAAUCAGUGACUGGGUUCAGGAAACUGAACAAACAUGCAAAUGACUGUUUUUCUCUCUGAUUAAAAUGUAAUGAAAUGUAAUCCUGAUUGGGGAUUCAUUGAGUUAAAAACAAAAAAGUUAUAAAUCACAUUAGUUACGUUAGAUUAAAUCACUCAAUCAAAAUAUAAGCAAGAAUAAAAAUUUCGUAACUAAAACGACGACAAUCGACAAGCUAAUUAGCAAAUGGCAUCUCUCUCACCCCCAUUAAAACACAGGAAAAGAAUCAUUAAACGCCGUCCUUACUG
Molecule: messenger RNA, 2213 nt
Organism: Brienomyrus brachyistius
Lineage: Eukaryota; Metazoa; Chordata; Actinopteri; Osteoglossiformes; Mormyridae
Product: tripartite motif-containing protein 16-like
Exons: 6
Coding region: 118-1794 (558 amino acids)
Molecular function (GO): protein binding; zinc ion binding
Source: RefSeq, a predicted model, not a curated record